This is a messenger RNA of Diabrotica balteata, 4324 nucleotides long. NCBI's taxonomy places the organism in Eukaryota, Metazoa, Arthropoda, Insecta, Coleoptera, Chrysomelidae. The record is from the annotation of a GenBank genome assembly.
AGUGUGGACACUGACAGUGGACAGUGUGGACACUCUGCGUCUGCCUCUGCACCGACCGACCACCACCGACUCUGCUCUGCUACGCUACUAGACCCCCGACCGACUGACUGGCAAAUAAAUUUAUAAUAAUAAUAAAACACAAUGGAAUUGGAAGAUAAAAUAAAAUACGAACAAAUAGAUAUAUAUGAGGAUCAACUAGAGAAAGUUGAUAUUGCAGAUUUGUUUAAAAAUGAUUCUGAGGAAAAUAAUGAUCUGAAAUAUGUCCCAAAUGAUGUAGAUUAUCAGGCAAUACUUACUGGCAGCGUGAAAAAUCACAACUUAGUUACAGAAGAAACUGAGAAAGAUAAAAUGGCCUCUGUAACGCAUAAGUGUGUUUACGCGGGAUGUUUUGAAAGAAACGAUGGAAGAAAUAAUAAGAUAUCUUUCUUUAAAUUUCCCCUGAAAGAUGUAGAGCGCACAAAAAUUUGGCAAAAAAAACUGCGGGAAUAUUGAUAUCAGUGACCUGAAACAGAGGGUAAUUUGCCAGCAUCAUUUUGCAGAGGAACAUAUUUACCAAAGUGGCCAAAGAAAGUUAUUAAGGAAAAAUGCUGUUCCUCUAAAAUGUACACAGUUAGCAACUGAUUUAGAUUUGUUUAAAAAUGAUUCUGAGGAAAAUAAGUAUUUUGAAGACACUCAUGGGAAUAACCACGUCCAAAUCAAGAGUUCCAACACGAUAUAUACAGAACAGCCCACUGAUGAUCUGAAAUAUGUCACAAAUGAUGCAGAUUAUCAGGCAAUACUUACUGGCAGCGUGAAAAAUCACAACUUAGUUACAGAAGAAACUGAGAAAGGUUUUCCUCCUUCAGUUGUUCAGAAAGGUGAUAUAGACAGUUAUAUAGUACAACACCCAACAGGAAAAUCACUCCAGCGCCAAUAUAAAAGUACCAAUAGUUCAAGAAAAGAGAUUGUUCAAAAUGAUCAAUUAAUUCAAAAUAUGACUGUACAUACUGACGAAAAACAAAUUAUUGCUCAAAACAAAAAAAGAAAAACAAAUUUGUCCAGUGAAAAGUCAUUUACAUGUAAUGUAUGUUCUAUGAAAUUUACUCUCAAAAGUAGCUUGAGAAAACAUUUACUUAGGCAUGCUCAAGAAAAUCCUUUUGAGUGCGAUAUUUGCCAUAAAAGGUUCAGCAAAAAUUUCCAGUGUCUUGUACAUAGACGUACGCAUAUCAAAGGGAAAUUCUUCAGAUGUGAUAUUUGCUUUAAGAACUUCAAGGGAGAAUUAACCUUAAACAGACAUAUGAAAUUGCACACUGGAGCAAAUUUUAUAAAGUGUCAUUACAGAUCCAAACAGUUUUCUCAAAAGGAGAGCAGAACCGAAGAAACAUUUUUGCAACAUAUCCCAUACAAUAAUGGCUCUAGAAUUUUAACAGAAAGUGACCAAUCUACUCAACAAGAAUUCCUCCAUGAUGAAGAUAAGACUUUACAAUCUAUCAUGUCUGAAAACAGUUCAGAUAUAUCAACAGAUAACAAUAAAUUAACAUGUAGUACACUUUCAAAUGUUGAAGAAAACACUGUGAAACAAACCAAAUUUGAUAAUCAUCUUAUAGAACAACCUAUACAAUAUGCAUUUGCACAUGGUACAUUAAAAGAUAAACCUUUUCAAUGCAGAAUUUGCUAUAAGCAGUUCUUAUUAAUAACCAGUCUAAAACGUCAUUUAUGUAGGCAUGCAGAUUUAGCUAGAUUUAAGAAACGCAUACAAAAACGGACUGGAGAACAACCAUUAAGAUGUAAUAUAUGUUUUAUAAAAUUCCCGCUUAAAGAUAGCAUAAUAAAUCAUUUACUUAGGCACACUGGAGAAAAACCCUUCGAGUGUGAUAUUUGUUGUAAACAGUUUUUUCACAAUUAUCAUUGUAUUGUUCAUAGACGUACACAUAUAUCAGAGAAACCUUUAGAAAAUAACGCACUUGAUAGUUAUUCUAACAUGCCCAUAGAAAUCGAUCAGUCAAUGGAAAAUGCGCCUUUAAAUGCAGAAGAAAAAUCUUUGCAACAUGUUAUAUUAGAUCAUUGUUCUAAUAUUUCAAAAGUAAAAUCAUUCCAAUGCAAAAUUUGUUUCAAACAGUUCUCAUUACACUGCAAUUUAAACCGUCAUACACUCACGCAUUCAGGAAUAAAACACUUUAAAUGCCUUAUAUGUUUAAAGAGAUUUUCUACAAAAAACAACCUAACAGAUCAUGAGCGCAUACAUUCUGGAGAAAAACCCUAUAAAUGCGAAUUGUGCCAAAAGGAAUUUAGGUCAAAGUAUCCCUUCAAGAAACAUAUUAGAUUACACACCGGCGUAAACCUUAUAAAAUGUGAUUAUUGUCCCAAACAGUUUACGGAUAACACACAACUUCAGAGUCACGUAGUAAGCCACACUGGAGAAAGACCAUUUGAGUGUGGUGUUUGUUUCAAGAAGUUUGCAACCAAAUCAACCCUGAGCAAACAUCUGCAUACCCACACUGACCGUACUAUGCGCUUUAAAUGCAUUACAUGUUUAAAGACAUUUUCUACAAAAGACACACUAACAGACCAUGAGCGCAUACAUUCUGGAGAAAAACCCUAUAAAUGUGAACUGUGUCAAAAGGAAUUUAGAUCAAAGGCGCCCUUCAACAAACAUAUGAGAUUGCACACCGGCGAAAACAUUAUAAAAUGUAAUUAUUGUCCUAAACAGUUUACAUGUAACAGUAAAUUUCAGAGGCACGUAGUAACACACACUGGAGAAAAACCAUUUCAGUGUGUUAUUUGUUUUAAACAGUUCUCAAUGCAAGGAUAUUUAAAACGUCAUAGACUCACGCACUUUGGAAUAAAACACUUUAAAUGCAUUAUAUGUGGCAAGAGAUUUUCUACAAAAAACAACCUAACAGAUCAUCAGCGCAUACAUUCUGGAGAAAAACCCUAUAAAUGUGAAUUGUGCCAAAAGGAAUUUAGGUCAAAGUAUCCCUUUAGGAAACAUAUGAGAUUACACACCGGCGAAAACAUUAUAAAAUGUAAUUAUUGUCCCAAACAGUUUACAUGUAACAGUCUAUUUCAGAUACACGUAGUAAAACACACUGGAGAAAAACCAUUUCAGUGUGAUAUUUGUUUUAAACAGUUCUCAAUGCAAUUACAUUUAAAACGUCAUAGACUCACGCACUUUGGAAUAAAACACUUUGAAUGCAUUAUAUGUUUAAAGAGAUUUUCUACAAAAGACACACUAACAGACCAUGAGCGCAUACAUUCUGGAGAAAAACCCUAUAAAUGUGAAUUGUGCCAAAAGGAAUUUAGGUCAAAGAAUCCCUUCAGGAAACAUAUGAGAUUACACACCGGCGAAAACCUUAUAAAGUGUGAUUAUUGUCCCGAACAGUUUACAUGUAACACAAAACUUCAGAGGCACGUAGUAAGACACUGGAGAAAAACUAAGUCAGCCUUUUGAAUGUAAUAUUUGUCAUAAACGAUUCAGUGACAAUGACAUAUAUGUUGAACACAGACGUACACAUCAUAUGGUAUGAAAACUUUAGUAAUAUUUUAAUUGCGCCAAAAAGUUUACCAAACAUUGUAUUAAGUGAACAUUGUAUUUAUUUUUUAGUUUACAUAAUUGAAAUGUUCAAAAUGUACACAAAUCCAAGGUAAACAAACCUCAUAACGAUUUUGCAGAUUCGUCACGUUCGUCAAAAUCAAAGGAAAGGUUCUCUAUGAUAACGGUUUGUUAGGUUCUGCUUAGUUGAGCGCUCUGCAGAGCGAUGGCAGUUACGUCGAUGGUGUUGACUGGAAUUAAUAGCAUACACAUCUAUACCAAAAUUAUAAUUGUAUUUUUAUAUAGUUAUCACUAUUGUAAUAAUUAAGUGGUGUCGACUAACUUUUCUCCUGAGGAAAAUGAAAGACUAGUGGAUCUAGUAAGAGAGCAUCCUCCAAUAUAUCACGUGAUAAGUAUAAGUUUCAAAGAUAACAUUAUUAAAAACAAUAUAAAUAAAAGUUAUGAACAUUGUUUCGCGAUAUGAAAUUAAAGUGACUGCAACAGAAUAUCAUAGCCGAUCGUAUUGCAAAGUACAGAGAGAUACUUAUCCCCAAUAAUUAUCCACACGUCUCUACACCUGUAUUAUAUGAAUUUGCACUUUGUAUAACAAAUGCUUUUGACGAACGUUGUUUGGAAACCAAUAUACGACUUCAAAGCGUGCAUUCGUAUGUAUUUUCGCCAAAACCAUGUAAUAGCAAUUUAGAAAUGUAAGAUUAGAUUAAUAAUUAUUUACUUUACAUUUUUAAGCAGUUUUAUUUUUGUUCUUAAACACGUGUAUUUUUAUAUUUUCUCUAAAUAAAGAAAACUUAUCUC